Musa acuminata AAA Group (dessert banana) is the source of this 1229-nucleotide messenger RNA. RefSeq names its product AT-hook motif nuclear-localized protein 25-like. Gene Ontology annotation, cellular component: nucleus. Lineage: Eukaryota; Viridiplantae; Streptophyta; Magnoliopsida; Zingiberales; Musaceae. The transcript has a single exon. The record is from RefSeq and is a predicted model, not a curated record. Gene Ontology annotation, biological process: vegetative to reproductive phase transition of meristem. Bases 384 to 1229 code for a protein of 281 amino acids. Gene Ontology annotation, molecular function: DNA-binding transcription factor activity; minor groove of adenine-thymine-rich DNA binding.
UUCCCUCAUAUAUAUUACUGGUAUGAAUAUAGCAUCAGCACCACCAUCUCCCAAGUUAUGAUUUCUUCUCUUCUUUUCCUGCUCCAGUGGUUGUGUACUGGAAAAGCUGCAUGCUUCUACUGAGAAAGGAUUCUUCCGAAGUGGAAGAUGGUGGUAGAACUGUGUAAGCUAUAGUUGGUAGAAGAAGAUUUCACGUCUUAAGCAAGAUUUACUGGUUAGUUGAUUAGAGUCACAGAUGAGAGAGAGAGAGAUCGAGAGAGAGAGAGAGAGAGAGAGAGAGGUAACUUGAAAGCUAAGAGAACCUUUUAGAGAAGUGGAGAAGACUGUGAGAAGGGAAACCAAAGCUGGCGAACAGGUGGUGGGAGAGAGUAGAUGUUUCGGCGAUGGCCAGAAACGAAACCUGGAGUGAAAGCGGCGGCGGGAGAGGGUCUUCGCCAUACCUCCACCACCUCCUUUAUCCACCGCCUUCUUCCGCCCACGUGCAACCGGAAGAAUCGAAGGCGCCCCAGGAGACGAAACCCGAGCUUUGCCCUGACAACUGCGGCGGCAACCAACAGGGCGUCUUAGGCCACGUGCGCCGCCCCCGAGGCCGUCCCCCGGGCUCCAAGAACAAGCCGAAGCCCCCUGUCAUCGUGACGAGCGACAGCCCCAACGCGCUCCGCGCCAACGUGAUCGAGGUCGCCCAAGGAGCCGAUGUGAUGGAGUGCGUGACGGAGUACGCACUACGGCGGGGCCGCGGGGUGAGCGUCCUGAGCGGAGGCGGCGCCGUCUCGUACGUCGCCCUCCGCCAGCCUGGUUCGUCGCUUUCCGGCGAAACGGUGGCGGCUCUGAGGGGGCGGUUCGAGAUCCUGUCGCUCACGGGGACCGUGCUUCCGCCGCCGGCCCCGCCUGGCGCAGGAGGCCUGACUGUGUUCUUGGCCGGAGGCCAAGGGCAGGUGCUGGGAGGCACCGUCACGGGGCCGCUGGUGGCCGCAGGGCCGGUGGUGCUGAUGGCAGCGUCCUUCGCUAACGCGGAGUACGAGCGGCUGCCGCUGGAAGUCGGCGACGAGAAAGCAGCAGCAGCAGCAGCGACUGAGCGGGGGCAGCAACAUGCAGUGUCGCAGUCAUCCGGAGUUACCGGAAGCCGCGGCGAAGAAGGCGGCGGAAGUGGCGGCGUGCCAUUCUAUAGCCUGGGAGGGAGCUACCAGUUUGCAGGUGAUGCUUUCGGGGGGGUAAGACCACCUUUCUGA